CCGUCUUGGGCGAGGUCUUAAAAAAGCUGCUCGUCGAUAAAGAACAACAAUUGCCGACUAUACGGAACGUUGAUUGUCUAUUCUGUCAGUUCUUAGUAAAAAUUCUGUACAGAUAUCUUUUUUUCCCGUCUCAUUCGCCUUACUGGACGUGUUGCAGUAACAAAACGUAAACUGCUCUUCUGUUCUUAAAGAAAAAAAUCGCAUAACACAGCCGAAUUGUGAGGUUGUUGAGGAACGCGUUAAAUUACAAAAAUGAUAACGGUACUACAGCCGAUUCAGACGUAUCAACCAAGUGAGGAUGUCGUAGAGGAAACCGAGGAUACUACCUUUGAUUUGCUCAAGGAAGAGGAAGAAGAUGAAGACGAAAUGGAUCUGGAUGUUGGUGACGAGGUUCGUCACCUUCGUAAUGUUGUCACUCCGGGUCAAUUGAUUACAGAGGACCCACAGUUUAUGAGGGGUCAUGGAACAUACGCAGAUGGUGCUAGGAUUUGUGCGUCUGUGGCCGGCAUUGUUCAACGUGUGAACAAGCUCAUUUCUGUUAAGCCUUUUAAAUCCAGAUAUGUUCCUGAAAUUGGCGACCUGGUAGUCGGACGGAUUACUGAAGUGCAGCCGAAACGUUGGAAGGUGGACAUUGGUGUGAAGCUUGAUGCAAUUCUCAUGCUUUCCUCUAUUAAUCUCCCUGGAGGUGUCCAACGGAGAAAGUCGGAAACCGACGAGUUGCAGAUGCGUACCUUCUUUCAAGAAAAUGACCUUCUCGUUGCUGAAGUUCAGCAAUAUUUCAGCGACGGUUCGGUUUCUAUUCACACACGUUCAUUGAAGUAUGGAAAGCUACGAAACGGUGUGUUUCUAAAAGUGCCGCCUGUGUUGAUUGUACGUUCAAAGGUGCAUUCAUACUCGUUUCCAGGCGGAGUGGAUGUCAUUCUGAGUGUGAACGGUUAUGUUUGGAUUUCCAAACAUAUGGAAACCCAGAAGUCGUCUGUAAGUAUUACACGAUUGGAAGAAGAGGCAUCCUUUGCUAUCUACUCUAACGAAAACGAUGAAAUCGAGCCACAUACCCGGUUAGCCAUAUCCCGCAUGUAUAUAUGCAUCCAAGCGCUCGCUGCUCGUGAGCUUCCUCUUACGGAGGCUACUAUUUUGAGUAUUUACGAGCUGUCGCUGCAGUAUACUGAUCUUCAGCAGCUCACAAACCCGGAAGUACUAGACCGUCUUGCAGUCGAAGUUAUGCAUCAGUAAAGUCUUUUGUAAAUAAAAUGGGUUUCGGUUUAA
This is a messenger RNA of Schizosaccharomyces japonicus yFS275, 1266 nucleotides long. RefSeq names its product exosome subunit Rrp4. The record is from RefSeq and is a predicted model, not a curated record. Gene Ontology annotation, cellular component: nucleus; exosome (RNase complex); nuclear exosome (RNase complex). The transcript has 3 exons. Gene Ontology annotation, biological process: RNA catabolic process; nuclear polyadenylation-dependent rRNA catabolic process; U4 snRNA 3'-end processing. The coding region runs from base 253 to 1233 and encodes 326 amino acids. Lineage: Eukaryota; Fungi; Ascomycota; Schizosaccharomycetes; Schizosaccharomycetales; Schizosaccharomycetaceae. Gene Ontology annotation, molecular function: nucleic acid binding; RNA binding.